This is a messenger RNA of Tetrahymena thermophila SB210, 1221 nucleotides long. RefSeq lists its product as hypothetical. The transcript has 6 exons. The record is from RefSeq and is a predicted model, not a curated record. Gene Ontology annotation, molecular function: protein binding. NCBI's taxonomy places the organism in Eukaryota, Ciliophora, Oligohymenophorea, Hymenostomatida, Tetrahymenidae.
ACACUCUCAGUAUCUAAAAAAUAAAUUGUUACUUUUAACUUUAAAAAUAGAUAGGUAUCAGCAAUAUCAAUAAAAAUUUCAUACAGUAGCAUAGAAUAAUUAAAGGUUGAUAUACUUAAAAGCUAACAAAUAUUUAUGAAUAGUUAGGAGCAGUUUCUUGAUAGCAUCAAUGAGCUUUUAGAUAAGUAUUUUUAAAGCGAUAACCAAUACUAAGAGCAUGAUUAAAUUUAUAUUGCUUUUCAAGAUUUAGAAUGGGAGGAUAUUUUUGAGUGGGCAAACUAGGAAUUGUUGAAGCUUAAUAGGAUUAAAAAUACUACAAGUUAUUAAGAUCUUAAUCAAAGAGUUUACAUAUUAUUUAAAAAAAUCUAAAAGUAAUUCUAUAGAUUUAAUGAAGAGGAAAAGUAAAGCAUUUAAUAAAUAAUAAUAAUUCAAAGCUUAGAGUUCUUAUUAAAAAAUAAUUAUAAACAAAACAUACAGCUAUGUCUUGAAUUGACUUAAAUUAUUGUAUAAAAGCAUCCUAAGAAUGUCGAAAUUCUUUAUUUAGUAAGCAGUAUAUACUAUAAGGCGAAACAAUAUGAAGAAGCAAUGAAAUAUUUGCUGGAAUGCAAAAGUGAGUGCCAAACUUAAAUAUAAAAGUAAAAUGUAAACUAACUAGAAGCUUAAAUAUAAAAUAAGUAAUCCUAAAUGUAAAAUAAUGAUAGCAAUAAGUAAUAAGAUUCAAUAGCUUAGGAUCUAUUAAAAGAUAGUUGUUAUAUAGAUAUUAAUUGCACAAAUUCUUAAAUAGAUACAGAAAGAGGUUCAGUAAAAUCAAAAAAAAAGAAAACUUAAAACAAUUUUGCUAUUGAUUCUGACGAUUCAAGUUAUCAAGAUACACCUGAAAAAAGAAAAUAAAUAUAAUAAUAGAGUUCUCAAUAAAAAAUUUUAAAAUAUAAUGAUGAAUGGGAAGAAGCUGAAAAAUAUGGAUAUUUUAAAGUAUUUGUAUAUUCUUAUAAUGUGUUAAAAUCGAAACUCGGAACAUGUUAAAAGAGGAAAAGGGAUCCUAAAUAAAUGUUCCCUUCAGCAACACAGCCUACUUAGUCUGGAUUAUCAGCUCAUGAAAUAUCAUAAUAAAAAAUUCAUAAUUAAUCAGAAAUGAAAUCUCCUGAUAAAAUAUAUCGCAAUUCAAGAACCGAUAUUGAGUUAAAUGAUAAUAAAGAUUAUAUAAAACAUUAAGAACCAUGA